AUGACCCUGGGGCCUCGUCCCAGUAGGCUGUGCCAGAUAAACCUCCACCAAGAUGUCAAGGAGUAUCCUGAUCUGAUGCCCGAAACACCUAGCAGCGGCUCUACUUUGAGCACCUCCUGGAAGACCGAGCUCCUCAUCCUAUCCCGCCACCCUGCAAAGAAAUCUCAUUUCUACCACUUGUAUCCACGAUCUCAUUCUUUUGGCUAUUACCCAAAGCUCAUGACUAUAGAUUUUUCUUUCAGGUCUGCCCAUGUUCAGAACAGGCCGCAGUACCAGGAACAGAUGUCCUGCUGCAGAUCAGCCUUCUUGAUCUUCCUCAGCGCGCUGCUCUAUGAGAGCUGCAGUUUCCCGCUCCGCCGGCAGGGGGCGGGAAACUUCGCCAACUCCCUCAGACUCACACGCAACAUCAGGAGCCGCGUGCAGCAGCUGCUGCUACGAUACAAAGAGCAGCAGUUUGGUGACAGUCGGUUUGAAGACAAAAAAAUCGCUCUGAAAACACUACCAUCAGUCACCAUCAACUUUCAGACCUGGCGACACAUGGAGGACUCUGAACGUUUGUCCAUUGCCUCUCGUAACCUCCUCACCUUCUGGGCCCACCUGGAGAGCCAGUGCCAGAAGCUGGAGCUGGACAUGCAAAACGAGAGAGAGAGCGCAGCAGAGAGAGCAAUGCAGAAGAGAAACAAAAGAGGAAGACCACAUCUCUCCUUGACCCAAAGCAUGCGGGCAAUUCAGCUGGAUCUGCGUGACCUCAUGAGACAAGUCAACUUUCAGCUGGCAAACAUCUUGAAGGAGGACCCCACUACAGACUACACAUCCACUCCCACCACCAGCGCAACACACUCUGAGGAGCCCUCAAAGCCAGCAGCUACCUCCAGUGAAACCUCCAAAGCUACCUCCUCAAGCCCCAUUCCCAGCAUGUCUGGGUCUCACUCCACCCUGGGCCUCAUUCGGACCUCAACCCCGUUGAACAUGGAAGCUGUAAAAGGAAGACAGACUGUACCUGCGAGUACAGGAGAGGCUUCUAGCAGUGGAGAUGUCAGCCAGACCUCUACAACCACUGCUGCUUCCAGGAAGGAGCAGCCCAAGCUGACCGCUGAAGUGUCCCAGCCUACAAGGUGGGUGUCCCGCCUGGAAGGUUACGUCAUUCUAAGAGAUCUCGAGCGGUACCUAAGCAGGCUAGCACGGGACUAUACUCUGCUGCGGGCUAAAUACUAAAACAUACAAACACAAGCGAGCAAGAAAAAAAACACCAAGUGCCACACAUGAACGUACGUGAAUAUUCCAAUGCAGCUUUGAUUGGUACCUCAACAUUAUUUAUUUUUGAUUAUACAGUAUUUCAGUGUUUGCAACAGUAUUUAUUUCCAAAGCGCUUAUAUAUAACUUAUUUUUAUUAGUCCUUUAAUGCAGUAUAUAGUCCAGGAUGAAGGAUCAACCUUAAUAUUUGAGGAUAAUGUAUGUUUUGUCGUUUAUAAUUAUCGUUUAUAUUAUGAGUUUGACUGAUAAUGAAGGAAGUGAGGCAGCUAUGGUGUGCGCUCUGCAGGGAUAGAGAACAAAUCCAAGGUGCUUUCAUUCGCAACAAGUUUGAGUUCAUUUUAGCAAUUUAGCAAUGUAUGUAAUAAUAUAUGUGAGAUGGACCAGUGCUUGAUAUUUUUACACGCAUGUAGAACAUUAGAUCAUAGUGUACUUCGAAUUCUGGGUUCAGAUGAACAACUGUGUGCAGAUCAUGCGACCUAUGCAUGACAUACACCAAACAUUUCUGAGAAGAGAUGAUUCCAAGUUGGGUAAAAUGUCACUUGAACAUCCACUACUAGCUCUCAUGGACUCAUUUGAAUGCGCCUUGGAUUGCCCAUUUCUAGCUCUGGUUGAAGUGGCUCUAGCCUGUGGAGCGCAGGCCUAAAACCUAUUCAGGGAUUUGUUUGUAAAGACACUGGUUGGUAGUUACUUCAUAACAAAGCACUGUGAACUGAGGAUUUUGCACCAAGUAUGUGUUGCGCUUUGACCGUCCAGUCCGUGAUGGUGAUUAACCACAAAAAGGAAGGAGGAUUUUACAGUUUGACCACUUUUACCAAGUAGUCAUUAUUAGAAUUAUUGGCGAAGAACAUUGCUGUUAGCCCCUUAAACCCACACCUAACUUGAAGCUGGUUUCAUGGACACAACAGGGGAAUUCAUUCAGCACUAGUCCAUGGCAACCUAACUGCAGACUGAUUUGACUCUCCGUUACGUUGCACACUGUGACAACACAACACCAUUAAAACCAGAAUUUACUUACUCAUCAUGAUUUAAAAAUAAAGAAGAAACCAAAGUGUACUGGUUUUGUUUCGGUGAGAUAUCUUCUGCCAUCACAGUAAGAGUCUCACGGGAGUUCCGCCACGGCGGUAUUUCCCGAACAAACCCACACAUCCUCGUGGUGUAGUAACCAGCCAAUCACGAGACAAGGCGAGCGGUAGACACAACAUUCUGCUUCCCCUCCCUCUUUCCUGUACUUUCCCCCCUACUGCUUGUAUUUAUUCUAAUAUUUAUUGAUUAUUUAUUAAGAAUGACCAAUUCAUUGUGAAAACAAAUGCUGUGA
Molecule: messenger RNA, 2569 nt
Organism: Pygocentrus nattereri (red-bellied piranha)
Lineage: Eukaryota; Metazoa; Chordata; Actinopteri; Characiformes; Serrasalmidae
Exons: 6
Coding region: 1-1215 (404 amino acids)
Source: RefSeq, a predicted model, not a curated record